Messenger RNA from Heterocephalus glaber (naked mole-rat), 2928 nucleotides. RefSeq names its product NCK interacting protein with SH3 domain (gene Nckipsd). The record is from RefSeq and is a predicted model, not a curated record. NCBI's taxonomy places the organism in Eukaryota, Metazoa, Chordata, Mammalia, Rodentia, Bathyergidae. Gene Ontology annotation, biological process: endocytosis. Gene Ontology annotation, molecular function: Arp2/3 complex binding; protein binding.
CGCAGUUGGGCGGGGCGGCGCGCUCUCCCGGCCUGGUGUUACUCUCCGCACCCUGGCUACGUACCUAGUCCUCUCGCAGCCCGGCCCAGUCCAGCUCCAUGUACCGCGCGCUGUACACCUUCCACUCGGCGGAGCCCAACGCGCUGGCGUUCGCCGCAGGCGAGACCUUCCUGGUGCUGGAGCGCAGCAGUGCGCACUGGUGGCUGGCGGCGCGGGCGCGCAGUGGCGAGACUGGCUACGUGCCGCCUGCCUACCUGCACCGUCUCCAGGGUCUAGAGCAGGAUGUCCUCCAGGCCAUUGAUCGGGCCAUUGAGGCUGUGCAUAACACAGCCAUGCGGGAUGGUGGCAAGUACAGCCUGGAGCAGCGUGGAGUCCUCCAGAAGCUGAUCCACCAUCGGAAAGAGACCCUGUCUCGUAAAGGACCCUCAAUCUCCAGUGCUCCAGUUAUGACUGCAUCCACCAGUGACCAUCAUUUGGACGCUGCCACCACUAGGCAGCCCAAUGGGGUGUGUCGAACUGGGUUUGAACGGCAGUACAGCUUGCCCAUUUCUGAGCAUCUUGGGACAGAUGGAGCCCUCUACCAGAUCCCACCCCAGCCUCGUCGAGCAGCACCUGCUACACCACCCCCACCUGUGAAGCGCCGAGAUCGAGAGGCCCUGGUGGUCUCAGGGAAUGGUGGCCGAAACACCACGCCCUCUGGGUGUAGUUCAGUGUCCAGUGGCUCCUCGGUCAACAGCACUUCUCUGGAUACGCUCUAUACUGGCUCCAGCUCCUCUGAGCUGGGCCUUGGCUGCUCACCCACACCCCCACCUGUGCCACGCAGAGGCACCCACACAGUGUCCCAAGCCUUGCCUUCUCCCUCCAAGGCACCAGCCCGUGAGUCCCCUACAGAGGAGGUGGUGGUUCAUACAACUUCAGCCCCUGAUGACUUGGAGUCCCUGGGUGCUCUGAGCCUGGGGACCACAGAGGAGAAGGCAGUGGCUGAGACAGCUGUGCCAAGGACCAUUGGGGCAGAACUGAUGGAGCUUGUGCGGAGAAACACCGGCCUGAGCCAUGACUUAUGCCGCGUGGCCAUCGGCGUCGUGGUGGGUCACAUCCAGGCCUCUGUGCCAGCCAGCUCACCUGUCAUGGAGCAGGUCCUCCUCUCGCUGGUAGAGGGCAAGGACAUGAGCACAGCCCUGCCCUCUGGGCAGGUCUGCCAUGACCAGCAGAGGCUGGAGGUGAUUUUUGCGGACCUGGCUCGGAGGAAGGAUGAUGCCCAGCAGCGCAGCUGGGCCCUGUAUGAGGAUGAGGGCGUCAUUCAAUGCUAUCUGGAGGAGCUGCUGCAUAUUCUGACUGAUGCUGACCCUGAAGUUUGCAAGAAAAUGUGCAAGAGGAAUGAGUUCGAGUCCGUCCUGGCCUUGGUGGCCUAUUACCAAAUGGAACACCGAGUAUCACUGCGGCUGCUGCUCCUCAAGUGCUUUGGGGCCAUGUGCGGCCUCGAUGCAGCUAUCAUCUCCACACUUGUGUCUUCUGUGCUGCCUGUGGAGCUGGCGAGGGAUAUGCAGACAGACACACAGGACCACCAGAAGCUCUGUUACUCUGCGCUCAUCCUGGCCAUGGUCUUCUCCAUGGGGGAGGCAGUGCCCUACGCACACUACGAGCACCUGGGUACACCUUUUGCCCAGUUCCUGCUGAGCAUCGUUGAGGAUGGGCUGCCCCUGGACACCAUGGAGCAGCUGCCUGAUCUCUGCAUGAACCUGCUUCUGGCUCUCAACCUGCACCUGCCAGCACCUGACCAGAACGUCAUCAUGGCUGCCCUGAGCAAACACUCCAAUGUGAAAAUCUUCUCUGAAAAGCUGCUACUUCUUCUCAACAGAGGAGAUGACCCUGUGCACAUCUUCAAACAUGAACCACAGCCGCCACACUCAGUUCUCAAGUUCCUGCAGGAUGUUUUCAGCAGUUCUGCCACAGCUGCCAUCUUCUACCACACAGAUAUGAUGGCGCUCAUUGACAUCACUGUACGGCACAUUGCGGACCUCUCACCCGGAGACAAGCUGCGCAUGGAGUACCUCUCCCUGAUGCAUGCUGUGGUCCGCUCCACACCCUACUUGCAGCACCGCCAUCGGCUGUCGGACCUGCAGGCUACACUGCGGCGCAUCCUGACUGAGGAGGAGACCUCACCGCAGUGCCAGAUGGACCGCAUGAUUGUCCAAGAGAUGUGCAAGGAGUUCCCAGUGCUUGGGGAGGCCCCCAGCUAGCACCUUCCUUCCCCCGCUUCCCUGCAGCUCUGAGAAGGGUGCAGGGGACUCAGGGGCUUCACCCUAAGAAUGUUUUGAGGGGCUGAGUGGAAGGGCCCUGAGUGGGGCCCCCACCUCAAUAGAUCCAAUCAAAGAGGCCAAGUUUCGAAUGGGGGACCACAGUCUGGGAGAUACACUGGGGUGGAAGGAAUGUACAGGCGGAAGCCCCUCUAUCCCUGGUAGUCUGCCUCUUUAGCAUGCCUCGCCUCCGUCUCAUACCCACCCACAUACUUAGAGUCCUGCUGCUGCUCCAGGCUGGGCCAGAGCCCCAUGCCCGCCUGCCUGGCCUGUGUCUGGGCCUCUGCAAGCCAUGUCCUUAGGCUGAGGGGAGGUGUCACCCACCAGCUCUGCUCUUUGCCUUAGCUUUGCAGUGAGUGCUGCUCGUGCUCCCUCAAACCCCAUGGGGUCAGCUGCCCUUUGCUUUUAACCCAGGAGGCCUUGGCCAAGCUGCUGCUGUGAAAGUGGAAGAUAUCCAAGAAUAUCCAGUCUUUGAGACGCACCAUCGAUUCUAGUGCUUCAUAGAAUAGGAUGGUGACAUUGAGAGAGUCAGUGACAGAAUCUAUUUUCUCUAAAAAUGUAAACUGAAAAGUCAUGUGUAUUUUCCUAUGUGUUGCAGCUCAACUUUGGAAAUAAAUCAGUGCCAUCUGGA